Vombatus ursinus (common wombat) is the source of this 918-nucleotide messenger RNA. Its product is annotated as olfactory receptor 7A10-like. The record is from RefSeq and is a predicted model, not a curated record. Gene Ontology annotation, cellular component: membrane. Gene Ontology annotation, biological process: G protein-coupled receptor signaling pathway. Gene Ontology annotation, molecular function: olfactory receptor activity; G protein-coupled receptor activity. Lineage: Eukaryota; Metazoa; Chordata; Mammalia; Diprotodontia; Vombatidae. The transcript has a single exon.
AUGGGAGCAGGAAAUCAAACAUGUGUAUCAGAAUUCCUCCUCCUGAGACUUUCUGAGAAGCCAGAGCAGCAGCUGCCCCUAUUUGGGCUCUUCCUGGGCAUAUAUAUGGUCACUGUGGUUGGGAACCUUAUGAUCAUGCUGGCCAUUGGCUCUGACUCCCACCUCUACACACCAAUGUAUUUCUUCCUCUCUAAUCUGUCCUUUGUUGAUCUUUGUAUGGUAUCCACUACAGUCCCCAAGAUGCUGCUGAAUAUCCUAACACACAGUAAAGUUAUCUCCUAUGCUGGAUGCCUUGCCCAAAUGUACUUCUUCAUGGUUUUUGGUUUUUUAAACAAUUUUCUCCUCACUGUGAUGGCCUAUGACCACUUUGUGGCCAUCUGUCACCCUCUGCACUAUGUCGCCAUAAUGAAUCCACGGAUUUGUGGCCUCCUGGUUCUGAUCUCAUGGACUAUUAGUCUUCUAAACUCCACUCUCCACACUUUACUGGUGGCAUGGCUGUUCUUCUGUGCCGAACAUGAACUUCCUCAUUUUUUCUGUGAUAUCAGUUAAGUUACAAAGCUCUCUUGUUCUGAUACCCUUACCAAUGACAUCUUAGCGUAUUUUGCAACUGGUCUGCUCAGUAUUCUCCCCCUCACAGGGAUCUUUUUCUCUUAUAGUCAGAUAUGUUCCUCCUUAUUGUGAGUUCUAUCUCCUAGGGGGAAAUAUAAAGCCUUUUCUACCUGUGGGUCUCACCUCUCUGUUGUUACAUUAUUCUAUGGCACUGGACUUGGAGUAUAUCUGAGUUCCUCAGCUACCCACUCCUCAGUGAUGUAUUCCGUGGUCACCCCCAUGCUGAACCCUUUCAUCUACAGCAUGAGGAAUAAAGAUAUAAAAGAUGCCAUGAGGAGAAUUAUUAGCAAAAGGCCGCCCUCUCAUUGA